CGCCCAUAGUAAUUAUGUGGUCUAUUUACAUAAUGAUUAUGACUGACCCGUGUUAUUAUCUUUUGUUGCGCAAGUCUCUGUGGGUUGGCAAGACGCUUUGAAGUCAGCACGGCCACCAGUCGCCACCAAGGCGAGCUGGACAUACGAGCUUUCUGUGAAGAUAUCUUUUGAUCGUUUCCCUAAAUCCAAGGAUUUUGCCAGAACUCAAAUCUUGCAUUACUAGGACGCAAGGCUGCUUGAAGUUAGAAAGGUAUUUUGCGCCGGUCUUUGGAAUCAAGCGAAGGCGGGUCCGGUUUCCCGGCACGGUGCAGACUAUCGCGGGGACAAUGCCGCGGACGUAAACAGCACACGAGUUCGGGACAGAUCAGCGGGUCGGCGGACAAAGCUCGGCCCAGUUUGAUGUCGGCCUGGGACCGCGGAGACAAAGGACGUUAGGCGAUUCGUGUCAACAGUUUGCUACUACUCCCCAAGUUUGGUACACAUUCGGGGAGGAACAUGGCGUAAACAUGGUGGGAAUGAGGGUUGCUACGGAGCCUAUGCUGCCUUGGUGUAGGCAUUAGCCUAAGGGGGCAUUCAUGCGGCUGGCCUGUCCCUCACAUGGACAUGUUGACACUUGUGGUAAGUGCGAGAGUAUCUAUGUACUUUGCGUCGCUCUAGGGCGACUGACCGUUGUGUUAAUAGUUUGCUGAUCGGUGAUUCAGUAGGAUUUAAACACCUUGCGGCGACCGACUCAGGGGCAAGUGAGCAUAGCACGGUUGUAAUGUAAACAGGUGGGCGCUAGGUGGGUACGUCUGCAGCGAUAUGUGUGUGUGUGGUUUAUGUAAUUUUACCACGCCUGCCACUUAAGAUAUGCCUGCCGAAAUCAGUGAUGCGAACAGGUGGUAAACUGGUGCUUAGGUAGUCAACGUCCAAAUCAGGUCACCGUUUCAUGUGACUGUAUCACGUUUUGGAGAAGAUGGCUCUUUUAGACAAGACGGGGUCUUCUCUCUUUGUCUGUGAGUGAAAUUCGUUAAGACCCUUCUUCGAUGUUUAUUUGCGUCUUCGCGACUGGCCGAUUGUUCUGCACACAAGCUACACAGAUUUGAUGGACAGGUAAUUAACUACUCUCUCUCUCUGUAUCUCUCUCACCUAGCUACGUAUACAACCAAGAUGUCGACUCGAUAAUUUACUGGACAGCACGGAUUGUUAGACGCUGCAGACGCUGAGGUUAUAUACGACCAUGGCUGCAGGAUCUGUCGAUGAAAGUCCUCCGGUCGUCACCAAACCGCCCCGGGACAUCUGCGAAAGCGAACUCCUUCGGUACUCCGACAAUGACUGCUGUUUCUGUACGAAGGGUUGUCAGAGAGACAAAGUGUUGUCGGGUUGGAGUAGACCCAGUAGUCGCACCAACGAAAUCGAACUGGAGAAGAAGGGAAGAAGGUGCACUGAUAACAAAAAACGUGUGAGACAGCAGAGAAGGAAUUCUAACGAGCCGCGGGAGGACGACUUCGCGUUCAGACAUUACUACGACACGAGACGGUACAUAGAGGAGUACAGGUACUACCAUACACGGGAAAAUGUGGGGAAGGAACAGAAGAGCGUGGUGUUCGGAGUGCACGUGGAGGAUCCGUACUUCCCGAAACUCAGGACCAGCGUCAGCCAAUUGUUCUUCGAUUUUAGCGAAUUGACGUCGUGGUUGCCAAGUUACCGCAGGGCUAGUAUCGUAGACAGAGGAGAGAGCUGUGUGGACGACUCUACAGACGACGAGACGGUGCGGCUCCCCAUCUCACCCGGCGACAAGAAGAGCCCGGACAUCAACCUGGCCCCCGUGCGGGCCGACCUCAACCUGCCACGCAUCCUGCCCUGCAAGACCGGCCAGUCCGACGACGAGGAGAACUCCAGCAACAAAUCAAACAGGAGAACGAACAGGAAGGCUAAGGAAACGACGUACCACCAGAACCUACCGAGGUUAGGGAGCCUCCCCAUCCCGGUAUGUGUCACACACAGGCGCAGCGGUAAGGCGAAAGCCGCAGAAGGCGCACUUCGGGGCAAUCUGACGCUAACAAGCACAGUACCAGUAGUGGUGACGCCGUGUCUUCAGUGAACAGCUACAAAAGCGGAAAUUCGUCAAAUUCUGUGGGACAAUCUUCCCACUUGUCAGUAGGAAAUAACUGGCUCCCCGAUGGAAAUCCCACCGUGGUUCACGGCAAUUCCGCGCUUGAGCUAGAUAUGGCCUCCAAGGACCCAGAAACUGCCUCGACUUACAGUCAAAGAGAGAGGGCGUCUUGGGAAAAGAGAUCUUCUUUGGAACAUCGUCAGAGACCGAUAGAAAGAUCGAAGACAUUCACGGAUGCGUCCCUUUACACAAAGGGCACCAUCAAGAUAAGUUAUAGGGAGGAGCCUUCCUAUAAAGUGUGGAAAGACUUCACAGAAUCCACGGCUUACCGAGACUAUCUUGCCAAACUUUACAACCUGAACUCUAACAGAAUGAAACUGAAGACUGCCGGAGAAGCGACGGACGUGAAGAAACAAUUCCGGCUGUGUUCGGAGAACAAUAAGCCCAAGACGAGAGCGGACAGAAGAAUCUGCUGCGCUCGCUGUGAGGAGAAGAAGAACAGUCCCGACCAGGGCAUGGCGAAACCGAGGGUUAGACCGAGGGUGCAGCUGGUCCUACAGUCUGGCUCUAAGAGUGACAUCACCUCCAUGCCUCCCCUGGUGAGACUGAACACCAUGGUGCGGGGUUAUCCUUACAGAACUGCCGAGCAGCAUAAACAUUACAUGUCACAACUCACCGCGACACAACAGAAAAGCACCUGAGCUACAGAAAAUAACACAACAAUGGGUAACUAAAAACAAGAGUUUUUUUAGACAUGGGCACAAGACUACAAGUGCUUAAAGUAAUUUAUGGAUAUGAGUAGUAUGGGAAGAACCAGCCUUUCUGUUCAAACGGCAACCUACAUUGAUAAAACAGACUGAAACAUUAUUUUGGCCUUCUGUAAACUAAUAGGUUUUGCUCAGGUAUGUACGUCCUCUGGCGAAAAUUACCUGAAUUGCAAACGACCUGGUUGUCGAGGGCUGCAGCGGCCUUCGUUUCCCACAGUAUUGAAUGAAGAUAACAAUAAACAGGGUAGUCAAGUAUGCAAAGCAAUGUGUACGUAAAAGCAAUGUGUACAUUUGGCAGCACAACAUGUACACAUUGUACGUCCUUUGCCAGUGACACUAUGACAAAGGAAUAAGAGAAAACACGA
Branchiostoma floridae (Florida lancelet) is the source of this 3227-nucleotide messenger RNA. RefSeq lists its product as uncharacterized. The coding region runs from base 1220 to 2083 and encodes 287 amino acids. The transcript has 4 exons. The record is from RefSeq and is a predicted model, not a curated record. Lineage: Eukaryota; Metazoa; Chordata; Leptocardii; Amphioxiformes; Branchiostomatidae.